Molecule: messenger RNA, 672 nt
Organism: Brettanomyces nanus
Lineage: Eukaryota; Fungi; Ascomycota; Pichiomycetes; Pichiales; Pichiaceae
Exons: 1
Coding region: 1-672 (223 amino acids)
Biological process (GO): nucleolar large rRNA transcription by RNA polymerase I
Cellular component (GO): RNA polymerase I upstream activating factor complex
Molecular function (GO): RNA polymerase I cis-regulatory region sequence-specific DNA binding
Source: RefSeq, a predicted model, not a curated record
AUGAACGUCAACAUUCAGUUGCAAGGAAGCAAAGAAAAGAUUCGAAGGCUCUCUCUGUACAAGUCUUGUGAGGGUGAGUACACAGUUAAUAGACGAUAUGGAUAUUCGUUACUUAGUCGUGAUAAGGAGAUAGUCGAAGAUGCUAUCAUUGACCAUACAGAAGUUCCCAAACUUAAGAGACAAUAUGAAUUAAAGGGGGAAUAUUUGCAACCCGUGCUGCGAAUUGCACAACAAGGUCAUAAGGUGUCGCCGGAUGAGUUGCUUUGCAUUGGGUGGAAGUAUAAUCCUGCAGAGUUACCCUAUAUGAGUAGAGAACAGAUCAAGAAACGCACAGGCCAAGGAUUGCCAGAUUCAGAAUUGUUAAAGUCGUUACAUUAUUAUAUGUUGGACAGAGUGAGGAAGAGUAGUUUGACUAAGGGAAAUGGUGUUAAUGAACCUGAUUUUAAGAGAUUUUUAGAUGAGAGCUCCAUGAUUGCAUUGGGAAAAGUGAUUGAAAGCUGGAUUGAGAAGAUGGUGGAUGAGGGAGAUACGUGGAAGGAUUAUAUGGAGGUUACAUUAGACGACGUGCAGAAAGAAGAGUCGACUGAUGAAUCUGCUUCAAAUCAAUCCUCAUCGUCUUCAUCGCCUUCAUCGCCUUCAUCACCGUCUUCUGCAAGUUCCGCUUUGUCAUGA